AUGUUGAUCAGUGGCAAUCUCUUGCGCAGUGCUCACUUUUCCGGCAUGACAUCGGACAUGGGAACUGUACUGGGGCAGUACUUGCGGGGUAACACGGAAAGUGCUUGGAAGCUCCCCGCGUGGAUGGCGCUGGUAUCCAGUUUUACUCUGGGAGGAUACGUCUCGGUCAAGGCAGUGUCCGCAGUGGGACGAACGGCAUUGAUGCUACCGGUGUCACUGUAUCUUUUGGUGAGUGCUUCUGCAAGUCUGCGGCAAAGACUCACAGCGAAGGAUUAG
Messenger RNA from Seminavis robusta, 276 nucleotides. NCBI's taxonomy places the organism in Eukaryota, Bacillariophyta, Bacillariophyceae, Naviculales, Naviculaceae. The record is from the annotation of a GenBank genome assembly.